CAAGUGCACGGGAAAAAAUGAAAUUCGUUAUCGUUCUUCUGGUCCUGGUGGCCACCGUUUCGGCAAUCAGUCCCGCUGGUCUCAAUAGUCGUAUCACACAAAGUGAUGUUGCCACGUUGGGACAGUUUCCGUAUGCAGCCGGUUUGAUUACCAGGAUAAAUCUGUUGUUAUCCGGUCAAUGUUCCGGAUCGCUGUUAUCGUCACGAUAUAUUCUGACUUCGGCUAGCUGUAUCAAUGGAAUACAGAGUGCCGUUGCUGUUUUGGGAGGACUUUUCAUCAACGACUCGACGGAACCGGGUCAGUAUCGUAUGACAGUAACUGAAUUUAUCGUCCACUCCGGUUAUGAAGAGGACUCGGAAAACUUCGAUGUAGCUCUGGUGGUCCUGCCAUCGCCUGUAACCAUCAGUGAGCGCAUUGCCCCGGUGCGACUUCCCAACCGUCGGCAGGUCGAGGCUUCCUUCGAACGGCAGCAGGGUACCUUCAUGGGCUGGGGACGAUUCGGAAACGGAACAUCCAACUCGGAGGAGCUUCGAUUCGGUCGAUCGCAGGUCAUCACCAAUCUGGCUUGUAGGAUCAGCCUCGUAACCAGCACGAUCCUGGAUGAACAUAUUUGCACUGCUGGCACGGACGACGAUGCCGGAAAUGGUUCGCCUUGCCAGGGAGACAGUGGAGCACCGUUGACCAUCGUGGAUGCCGAUGGAAUUACCACCCAGAUCGGUGUAUUCUCGUUCCAUUCUACGCUGGGCUGCAACAGUGGCCGUGCUGCCGUUUUCACUAGAAUGUCCGCCUACCUCAACUGGAUCGAGGAGAACUCGGAUGUUGUGAUUCGAGACGAUUUCUGAGAUGCGUUCGUUGGAAAUAAAAUUUCUUAUUAACUGAA
Molecule: messenger RNA, 880 nt
Organism: Malaya genurostris
Lineage: Eukaryota; Metazoa; Arthropoda; Insecta; Diptera; Culicidae
Product: collagenase-like
Exons: 2
Coding region: 18-842 (274 amino acids)
Biological process (GO): proteolysis
Molecular function (GO): serine-type endopeptidase activity
Source: RefSeq, a predicted model, not a curated record